Messenger RNA from Asterias rubens (European starfish), 2398 nucleotides. RefSeq names its product galactoside 3(4)-L-fucosyltransferase-like. The transcript is spliced from 4 exons. NCBI's taxonomy places the organism in Eukaryota, Metazoa, Echinodermata, Asteroidea, Forcipulatida, Asteriidae. The record is from RefSeq and is a predicted model, not a curated record. Gene Ontology annotation, cellular component: membrane. Gene Ontology annotation, molecular function: alpha-(1->3)-fucosyltransferase activity. Bases 320 to 1636 code for a protein of 438 amino acids.
UGUCACACAAGAAGCGAGCGAGUUAAAAAGACAACAAUUUUUAUUACAAUUUUUAUUAUUUUUUGUAUGGACGGCGGCCAGACAUUCAAUGUCAGAAUGUGUGUGAACUGAAUUGAUUCCGUUAGUGGUGAUUAGAACUAUAGUGCUGGUCCGAGGAGACAAAAUAAGAAUAAUGUUGGCGAAAAGCCUUGGCCACGGAUGAAGGGUUCCUACAUAGGGUCUGCUGUUCAACCAUGGAGUUAAACUGAAGACUUAGGCCAGCCCCCAUGCAUGUGUACUUCAAUUAAAGGAAGUGAAUGUAUACAGCCACUAUGUAACCAUGGCGAUGCCUGUAACAAGACACUUCUGUGUGAUAUUAUCACUGGUCACCUUAGCCGCCUGCGUCACCGUGUACUUUGUCAUAUUCGGCUCGGUGGCUCAUCUCAAAAUGUCACCCAGAAAGAAGACUGGCGACAUCAUGAUGAUCAACGCAGAUAGUGCAUCAAGGAGUCACUCCAAAAAGGUUACUAAUCAAAGGGUUAUCGAUCGCCGCCAGGCAAAAGUCAAACAGUAUAAUGUCCUGAUAUUUGGCGAGAGCCGAACUAUGUCACAGAAUAUUGGAUUCCUUGAGAAAGAUAGUUCCAGCGGACAGUGGCAGUACAAUGGAAUGUGCUACAAUCAUAAAACAAAGUUGAGAAUAGUGAUGGGCAGCCACGUGAAAGAUUUUAUCGACCAAGAUGUGACAAUUUUGAACAUGGAUGAAAAAAGUUUGCGGAACAACCUGGAGAUGCUGCAAACCAUGACGAUUGAUCCGGUGCAAGCGUGGAUUUUUUACGGGAGGGAGCCUCUGAUAAGAAUGAGGUGGUGGACCCCUGGCCUCGGUAUCUUGCCUCUGCAUGGGGUAUGGUCCCACUACAACAACUCUGAAGUUCUAAUGAAGUAUGGUUACACUGUGCCCGGUAAACCGAUGAUGCGGACCAACGUCUCGAUUGACUAUUGGUCACAGGGAAAGACAAAGCUUGUUUCUUGGAUGGCGCGAAAUUGCUGGGAAACAUUUUGGCCCAGAAGCGCUUUCGUCAAGGAACUUCAAAAACACAUUCCGGUUGACGUGUAUGGUGCUUGCGGAACCCUGGAAUGCUUGCCAAGACUAUCGGAAGAGUGCCAAAAGCGUCUUCAAGCGUACAAAUUUUACUUGGCGUUGGAGAGUGCCGAAUGUGAUGAUUACACCACGGAGAAAUUCUGGGAGACGGCACUGAUGAAUAACGUCGUUCCCGUCGUCCACGGUGCGCAGAGGGCGUGCUACAGUCGAGAGGCACCGCCGGGAUCUUACAUCUAUGUCGGUGACUUCCCCUCUAUCAAAGCCCUCGCUGAUUACCUGAUUCUUCUCAAUAACGAACCUGACUUGUAUGCCAAGUACUUCCAGUGGCAGUACCAAGUGAGCAUCGGGGAGCCCAAACAAAUCAGAUCUCCUUUGCAUUUUGAGCUGUUCUGUAGCAUUAUACCCUUCAUAGACAAAGUGAAGGAACAGAAAUUACUCAAAAGGCCGCUUUCUUCCUUCCAGUACUUUUCAUCUUGUAGAAAUCUGAAGGGGAAAGAUGGAACAUUCAGACCCUAUAUGAAAAGUCGUCUCGCACAGUGGCAUCCUGAGAGAUGGUGAUUAACCCAAACAAAGCUAUUCCAAAAUUUACAUUAUGAACUAUUUAUUGACUUUUAAUUUAAACUAGUGACUAUGAAUUUGUGUGAAUAAUAAUUUAUACAUAUACAACUCUCACUCUCAGUAUAUUUUUAUUGAAUCUAUUAGAUCGGUAUAGUAUCAACUGAAAUUUCAUUCGUAUCAAGCAAUAUUUUAAAUAACUUAUUCUUAAAUAGAGUGUUAUUAAGUUGCCCUAUCGCUUAUCACUAUUAUGGCAUUCCCUAAAUAGACCAUGUUAGUAUCAACAAAAGAAAAUUCAAACAAAUUUGGAAAUUUGUUUGGAAAUCUUAGGUUUCCAGUGCUCCCAAAUCCUGCUAUAUCCUCUUUGCCAAAAUUAAGAAUUCAGAAGGACUGGAGGGCUGUAGGCUUGAACUAACGCUUACCAAUGUAAUGGCAUUCUAAUUUUGUCCAAGUUGGUGUGGAAUUUGGCAGAGCCAGUCAGGAAAGACAGACUGGCACAAAGUACCAUACUUUCCAGCAGCCGAUUUCACGAAACUUUACGCAACUGCGUAAAUCCACUUGCGGAACGUUUAUGGCGUAAGUUGCGCCAUAAACGUUGCGCAAGUUUCGUGAAAUCGGCUUCUGGCUAGCAUUUUGUGCAUUGAUUUCAUCUGUUUGUGCAGCUAUGGCUUGUGUACUGUGGACUUCAAGACAUUAUACACUUUCGGUAAACAGUAUUGUCCAAGUCCCACACUUCUUGUAUCACAACUUAUAUAUAAAAUAACA